AUGCUGCGAUCACUCGCUCUCACAAGUUUCCUGGCCGGGCAAUCGCUACGAGCUGCCGCUCAGCGCGAUCAGGUUGACAACAGCAAUCUUGACCCAUUGAAGUUCAAGAGCGACGGAACAUUUCAAAUAUCAGUUUUUUCAGAUCUCCAUUUCGCUGAAGAUGCCUCCUCAAUAGGGCCCGAGAAAGAUGCUAGGACUGUCAAGGUCAUGGGCGACGUGAUCGAUGCCGAGCUACCAGACUUGGUAGUCCUAAACGGCGACCUUAUCAACGGCGAGUCAACAUUCAUUCACAAUAGCACGGUAUACAUCGAUCAAAUCGUCUCCCCGAUGGUAGAUCGUAACAUGACGUGGGCUUCAACAUACGGUAACCAUGAUCACAAUCGCAAUCUCAAUGGAACCGCCAUGUUAGAGCGCGAGCAUACAUGGCCUGGAUCUCGAACAGAUUCUAUGGUUCCUGGAAGCGAUGCUGGAACAACGAACUACUACCUCCCCGUAUACGCAUCGAACUGCAGUUCAAACUGCACACCCGAGCUGAUACUCUGGUUCUUUGAUUCCCGAGGCGGCUUUUACUACCAGGGCGGUGCUCAGCCAAACUGGGUUGAUAAGAGCGUCGUGGAAUGGUUCAACGAGACCAAUGCUGAUUUGCGCGAGGAAUAUGGCAAGAACAUUCCUUCAUUGGCCUUUGUUCACAUCCCCGUCUACGCCUCUCUUAUGCUGCAGAACAAUGGCAUCGAUGAGAAUUACCACCCUGGCAUCAAUGACGAAACAGUCAUUCAGCAAGGUGCGGGAUGGUGCGCAGACAAGAAGGGAGGUUGUGAUUACAGCGACCAAGACCUCCCAUUGAUGCAAGCUCUCGUUGCGACACCUGGCGUCAUUGGUCUCUUUUCCGGCCACGAUCACGCGAACUCAUGGUGCUACAAGUGGGAAGACAAGGUUGGCGACAUGGACCUUCCUGGCAACGGCAUCAAUCUCUGCUACGGUCAACAUACUGGCUACGGUGGCUAUGGAGACUGGAUCAGAGGUGGUCGCCAAAUCGUUGUCACACAAGAGGGCCUGAAGAAUCUUGAAAUCGAUUCGCAUAUCCGCCUCGAGUCGGAUGAGGUCGUUGGAAGCAUCUCUUUGAACUCGACUUACAACACUGAUGCAUACGCCGCAACCCCGAAUCAGAAAACAUUUCUCAGCAUUGCAAGCUCUUCUACGCCGACACCUUCUACAAGGCCUGUUUCUUUAGGAGCGCGUUUUGGAUUACCCAAUGCUUUCAAUUCGUCUUUGAUUGUUUUCGCAGGAGUUAUUACAUGGAUUAUGUUAUAG
Messenger RNA from Fusarium fujikuroi IMI 58289, 1311 nucleotides. Its product is annotated as related to DNA repair exonuclease SIA1. Gene Ontology annotation, cellular component: cytoplasm. Gene Ontology annotation, molecular function: hydrolase activity, acting on ester bonds. Bases 1 to 1311 code for a protein of 436 amino acids. The record is from RefSeq and is a predicted model, not a curated record. Lineage: Eukaryota; Fungi; Ascomycota; Sordariomycetes; Hypocreales; Nectriaceae. The transcript is spliced from 2 exons.